AGUUCCAUUACCAUCGAACAAAUGGUAUCGCGGCCAUCUGCGGAAUAACGGGGAAACAAACAAACGAUAUCAACCGAAACUGCGUUCCGAUCUGCUCGAUAGAAUCGGAGGGUCCAGAGUAUGCGGAGAGAUCGAGAGGCGAGGGUGAAAUCGUCGGGCACAAUCGAUACUCGGAGUCCGAGGCGAACGGCCCAAAGAAGUUGGACAAGAGGCAAGAAACAAUUUUACAAGAUCUGAAAUCCUACUUGCUGACGGAGUACGCGACCGAGGAGGAGCAACGCCAGAAGCUUCGAGAGUUAGGGGCUCGGGAGGACGCGCUGGUGGAGAACUUGCUGAAACUUUUGGUGAAGCUGGCUGAGAAUCCAAGCCGGUGGGAGCGCGUGCAGAAAUUGCUUGCGAACACGGAGAACGAGCUGAAGCUGUCCAGAAACGAGUUGGACCCGGCGAAACGAGGCUACGAGUCUGCCUCCGCUCUGUCGUUCCCAGCCACGUCGGAAUCAUCAAACGAUUCGAGAAAGUCUCGCAAGAAGUUGAAGAAGAAGAAGAAGAAGAAGCCGAGGCAUCGUUUCACCGCGAGCGCGUUAACGUCCGUGCCAGCGACGCCUCCGCUGUUGACCACCACAGAGACGCCCUGGCAAACGACGCCGGUCCAGUGGCGUCUGGUGGCCGAGAGGCUCUUUGGCCCGCCCUGGCAGCAGGAUCUGCACGAUGAAAGCGAAAAGACCGCAAGCCCGCGUUACACCGUCCCGCAGAGUCCCAGAGGCUUGACCUCCAUCAGAGAGCUGAUCGAACAGAACAAGUCGAAAAGCAACGGCAAGUCUUUCACCUACGAUCGUAAGCCAAUACUGACGGACGAGGCCGCCGAACUUGGGAGUCAGAGGCCGAUGCGGUUUGGCAAGGUCGCUGCGCGUCAGCCUCACAGAGAGUUCGCGAACGUGUACGACAGACCUUCGGAUCCAGAACGCCUGCCCGACUACGACAUACCGGAAACGUACCGCCGACUGCGAUACAAUCAGCUGUCGCCAGCGUCGCGAGAGUUCUUGCGAAGACGCGAGGAGGAGUACCAAGGCGACUUCAACGUGCAGUCGGAUGGAUUUCCCGCCAGUGACGAGUACGAGCCAAGAUCACGAGAUUUCCCUUUGAGCAAGAGUUGGCCGGAUUUAUCCUACGGUUACAAUCCACCCUGGCGACCGGAGGAACGUCCACUGUUGCCUGUUCCCUCCGGGAAAUGGUCUUGGAGGCAGCCAGCCUCGAACGAGGCCAGCUAUUGGUCGCAACGCGGUAGCUUUCUACCGGUUGAGAAGAGCUACUGGUCCGUGUUGAAUAACGAGCAGGAGGACGCCGAGCAGGAAGCCGAGGCCGAGAAGAUGUGGCCGCAGCAACGUGUCCAACACACGUGGAACAGGGACAGGCCCAACUGGCCGGUCGAGAAACCCGUGAAAGUCGCGCCAAACACUUGGCAACAAGGAGAAAGGCCCGCGAAACUGUACGACCGGGCGAAUCAGGCGAACGGCGUCUGGGAGAAGAGCAAGAAUCGCUCCGAGUCCAACAGAUCGUCCGCGAAACAGGAGAAGAAGGAGAAAGUCGUGCUGCCUCAGAUAACCAUGAAAACGUGGAACAGCCUGACCUCCGACCCAGCCACGUGGCCUCACAAGCUACCGGGCGCGAAACCGUGGCCGAAAGACGAGAACGGCAAGUCGUACAACCCGAACGCCGACCUGGUGAAGAAACUGGGCUUGGACAAGCAGAGCGGCGCCGGCUGGUCGAAGGAUGAAGCCGAGAAGUCGAACGGCGAGGUGAAACCGAAGGACGAGAAACAGAGCAGACUGUUCUCGUCGAAGGACGAGGAGAAACUGUCGCCGAACGAGGCUACGAGGCACAAGUCGUACGACGACAGAAGCAACUUCAGCGACUACAAGACGAGAUCCGGAGAGUCGAUGAAAUCGUGGGCUAUGCUGUCGGAUUCUAAGGGCUCGAAGGACGAUUGGAUGAAGACGGAGAAUAUGCAGGGGGAUGAUCCCGGCGCUUGGAGAAGAAAGUAUGAGGGGAAGAGUUCGUGGAGCGAGGAAGCCGAAGCCUUGCCCAAGAUCCAAUCGGUCGGCGCUUGGGUAAUGGCGGCCGACCAAUCCACUUGGAAACCGUAUCAGAUCAAACCGAUAGAGCCUGCCACCGACGAGAAUAAUUCUCGAAGGUGGUCCUCGAAGCCGCUCGAGAGAUCGAACGGCAAAUGGACGGGCAAGGGAUCCUGGCCAGAGAGAGCCAACGACUCGUGGAUGGACCAUGAAUCCAGUAUAACGCUCUGGCCCGAGGAGAAGGCAAACAUCCCGGAACUCUGGUCGGAAAAGUCGAGCAAACCGGGCUCGUGGUUCGGGAAAACCAAAGGCGGCAACUCCGACUCGUGGAAAGUGAAAGGAGAGUGGUUGUCCAAGCCAGAGUCCACCUCGUGGAUGUCCAAGAUGGGGGACAAGAGUUCCUGGUCGACGAGAAGCGGCUCCUGGUCGACCAAGUCCAACGAAUCGUGGACGUCGAAGACCAACUUGGACAACGUGUCCAAGUUCAACGACGAUCCGUGGCCGGCGAAGGCCAAGGAGGACGAUUCCGCGGAUUCCUGGACGAAAAAGUCCAACGAGCAGAACAACUGGACGGCGAAGGGGAACGAGCUCUCGCCGUGGCAGCAGAAGAUCAACGACGAGUGGAGUUACGGGAAGACGAGCUCGACCGGCACCUGGCCGGCGAAAUGGAAACAGUUCGCCUAUCACAGAGUGACCGCGAUGCCCAUCUCGAAGCCCGGUACCACCGCCGACGCGACCUCGUCCAAGUCAAAAAACGCGUUCGUCGCGGUGUCCGCGGUUUCUUCGCCCAAGUACACCGGAAACGAUUGGAGAAAGAACGAAGACGACCCAAGGAGCGAAAACGGCCGCGCGGACGAACAGGAGCGGACGGGUAGUAAUCAGGUGCAAGUGGGCCUCGAGCGACCGAUCUACGCGUGGAAGAAGGACACCAGUCUGCGAAACGGACCGGCCAAAGGCAAUAACAGCGAUCCGUUGGAGAACCAGCUGGAGGCACUCAGGCAAAUUGACUUCUGGUCUUACAAAGAGAACGAGGCCGAGAAGAGACUGGCGUCGACAAGCACGACCACAGAAACGACGUCCAAGAGCCCGAUGAACACCUCGACGACGACCACGGUGCAUCGCCGAGGCAGCUUGAUCACAGGGAACGACAACGGCUUGAUCGAAACGGAUCGACGGACGAUCUCGAUGAAGUAGAUCGAAGCUUCGCCGCAGGUCGUUGAUCUUGCCCGACGGUUACCGGUCUGUUCAGUCGACAAUAGGCUACGCGAAGUCUCCGAGCAAUUUCCAACGACUCUCUGGCCCCCUGCCAAAAUGCACCGUACCCCUGUCACGCUUGGCUCCCCUCGCGGGCGCUUCGCGAUUCUUCGAUUUGCAAAUUGAUCGACGCUCCGUCGUCGAUCGUUUAGAUAGCUGUUUUUUCACUCCUUAGCGAUUUUCUCUCGUUCACCGUUUCCUACGUUCUGUAUUUCCAUUUUCUUUCUCUUUUUUUCUUUCUUUCUUUCUUUCUUUCUUUCUCGCCUUCCCCUUUCCUUUUCUUCACCGACGUAGUUUCGAAAGGAAUUUGUAUCGCAUGCCGUGUUUGUCGAGCGUACGUGGACGUGUAAAGAAAAAAAAAAAAAAAAGAAUCAACGCUAUGCUUCUUUCGAAAGGGAGGGGGAAACGGAACGAUCCUUCUCGAUCGAAAUUCUUCCAACUCUUCUUCGAGCUCUCGCGCUUCUUUUUGCUCUAAAAGGGAAAAAGCUAUAAAAAAAAGUCCCCGAAAUUUCUCAACUUCGUGCUUGCUGCCCCUUGUCUCCUCCUCCGUCCACCUCUUCUGCUUCCCUCUCCCUCUCUCUUUAUUUAACUUGGAUUUCCUCGGCAAGCAAUUUUUCUCGAUAGCGGCGCUCACCACCGGAACCCCCAUCUUCCUGAAUUUUACUCUUUUCUUUUUUUCGUUUCGACCUCCUCAGACGAGAACAGAGGAGAAACGUGUCCUAAAAUUCAAAGGCGAAGUGCCUCGGGAAGGGAAAAAUUCUCCCAGUGAGGAGAAUGUCUCUUCCCCUUCCGUGAGAAUUCGAAAAAACGCGAGUUUCGAAGCUUGCGCGCAGAACUGGAGAUCGUUCGACAAGCGGAACUACGUACGUACAUACAUACACAUAUAUACAUACAUACAUACAUAUAUAUAUCAAUACACACACACUUACUUAGCUUCGAAUUUCAGUGUAAAAUUCAAUGUUGAAUCUCCACCACCCUUAACGAUAUUAAAUAUUUUCGAAAGCUUUGAAAUCGUACAUGCGCCCGCGUACGCGCGCCGGACGUCGCGGAGAACCAUUCAUUCCGGUCGGAAGGUGAUAAAACACGUAAUUGCGGAUGUUGAUCAAUCUUGGCUAUCUCCAAGUUACUUAGUCGAACAUGUUCAAAUUGGUUGGAAAUUGGUGGAGGGGGUUUGCGGUAAAUCGACAGGAUCGGCGGUGCACGGGACGACGAGGGGCUUAACAGUAAGAGCUUGUACGCUUUCGCAAACCACGGGAACCUGUAAUUUCGUUGCGCAAGAGAGAAAGAGAGAGAAAGAGAGAGAGAGAGAGAGAGAGUUUAGUAGGAAAUCGAGCGAAUAUUUUUUCUACGGGACUGAAAUUUGUCGAAUGGCGACGGCCGUAAUCGCCGUCCGCGUUCUAAGAAAACUGUUCAAUCCUUCGAGUGCCCUUAACGCAUCGUAAGUUGGUUCCUCUUUCGUCUGUCAGGAAGAAAAGCCAACCAAAGCAGUUGAAGAUCGUGAAAAAAAAAAAAAAAAAAAAGAAAAAAAUGGAUUGUCGUCCAGAAAAUGUCCAGAACGACGUCGAGGGUAUGGGAGCGUCGACUUUUGCCGCGUUUCUUCGUUCGUCUAUAUCAGAAAGUAGCGGCUCGGAACGGAGCAGGCAAGAAAAAAAGAAUCCAUGACAAUAUAUCGACAAGUGGCAUUAAACGAACGGAAAUGUUCGUGCAAGAGCCGGUGUUGUCACGCCGCUCGAGGUUCGACAUUGCGAAGAAAAAGCGAAAAAAGACAAAGGAAGAUCGUUGUCGGACGUUGGUCCAAAGGUUCUACGGUUUCAUGGUAUUUUUCAACCCUCUGCGGCCUUUCAGCGCCUCGGUAUGUUUGUCGAACGUGUAAUUGGCGAACUAGAGAACGCGAUUUGAUCCCGAUAAUUUUCUUAUUAACUCGAGGGCGAAACCGAGAGAUCGUUCGCGAGAGGAGAAACUGAUAGGGGAGGGUCUGUCUCUCGUGAGAACGUCUGAAAUGUUAAGAGUUUAAAAAAAAAAAAAGAAAAAAAACUAUACCGUGCAGAGGACGGAAGCUCCCUUAAAGUAAAAUUUCCCAACGAGAGAGGACAGAGAGAGAGAGAGAGAGAGAGAGAGAGAGAGAGAGAGAGAGAGUACGGUACCGCGUUAAAGCAUCGCCUUCCAUUUACAUAUCAUUUAUAUUGAAUUUCAUUUAACGUUGAUGAAACGUUGCUCGGCUCGAGUCAGAGCUUCGAGAGCUGCGAAGCUGUUGAACCGUAGAGGGUGAGCUCUCCGCUAGUGUAUCGAUUGGAAAGGCGAACGAAUGGACGAAGAGUGAAAUUAGCAGGGAAUCGAGUCCGUGGCAUAUCACGUGGAGUGACAAUUCUCGCGUAGGACCAGACACUGUGCGUCGAUGUGUACAUAGAAUGCGUUUAAUUAAUUAGUUUUUAAUUCGUCGUUGUUGAAAGAACGGGAAAUGAGAAUUAGACAAACGUUGGCUUUUAUCGGACGCUUUUAACAGAAAAUUACGCCCCGAGCCGAUAUCUUCGGUAAAAAAGGAAAUGAAAGGGAAAUCAAAGGGGUAUAGGACCGAUAGAAGUUGAUUGAAAUUUAGGCAAAGUCCGUGCGAGUUCGAAAAUCGAUUCUGUUCUCGGUCGAGUUAUCGAUACGUCGGGAAUAAUUCUCGAGAGUAUCGUCGUGUCGGUUCGUUUUUCAAAACAGCUGUGGGCACUGUAAAUAUCCCGGUUUCACGGUUUCGUGUUGGACGAUCGUUCUUUGAUCGACGAGGAUUUCAUUUCGAAGUAGAAAGGUUUAUCAAACGCGCGAAACGAGAAAGAAAAGAAAAAAAAAAAAAAGAAAGAAGAAGGGGGAGAUCAGAAAACGACGACGAAAUAAAAGAACGAAUCGAAUUAAAUUCUUCUAUGCUUCAGAACCGAGUCGUUCGAAUUCUAUUAACGAAUCAGGCUGGCGAAUCAGAGUGCGUGUGGCUGCGAUAUUUGUGACAGAGGAAAAGAAAAACGUCGUUGUUCUUGUCAGAGUAAUGUUUUAUUUAAAACAAAGGAAGAGACGAGACUCGUAGACAAUGAAAACGCGGGAGAGUCGUUCGAAUGAAAGAUUGAAACGCGCAGGAGGAAGUUGCGACGUAGUAUGAGUCCGAGGUAAAUGGGUUAGUGCAUUCGGAACGGAAGUAUAGAUACGCACACAUGCAUACACAGUUGUACGCACACGACAAAGAGGAAUAGAAGGGAUGUCGUAAGGGUACGCUGAUAUAUCUCCUCGAAUUUUCAGAAUUCAUGGAAAUUCAUGUACCUUUAUAGAAUCCUCUGUAUCUACCCGUACGUAGGAUAUCGAUUUAAGAAAGAUGAGAGAAUAAAUGUCGUACGUUGUAUAUUUA
This is a messenger RNA of Frieseomelitta varia, 6702 nucleotides long. RefSeq lists its product as uncharacterized. Lineage: Eukaryota; Metazoa; Arthropoda; Insecta; Hymenoptera; Apidae. The record is from RefSeq and is a predicted model, not a curated record. The annotation marks the transcript as partial. The transcript is spliced from 6 exons.